Molecule: messenger RNA, 1137 nt
Organism: Glarea lozoyensis ATCC 20868
Lineage: Eukaryota; Fungi; Ascomycota; Leotiomycetes; Helotiales; Helotiaceae
Product: FAS1
Exons: 4
Coding region: 1-1137 (378 amino acids)
Biological process (GO): macroautophagy
Cellular component (GO): fungal-type vacuole membrane
Source: RefSeq, a predicted model, not a curated record
AUGCAACUCAAGUCUUGUCUUCCACUCGCUCUUGGAGCCAUUGCUUCAGCCCAGAGUCUGACAGAUGUCCUGGCAAACAACACUGCUGAAUUGAGCACCUUGAUCAGUCUGCUCUCUGCUCAGCCAGCCAUUGUCUCAGCUUUAGGGUCCGCCUCUGAUAUCACCAUCCUCGCGCCAAACAAUGCCGCGUUCGCAGCGUUCCUCGCAACCCCAGAAGGAACCGCAGCUGGCGGCGAUCCAUCUACUGUCGCAGCUCUUCUCACGUAUCACGUUGUGAACGGUACCUUUUACGCAUCGGACUUUAGCAGCACCCCUGCAUUUGCUCCAACUCUCCUAUCGAAUACAACCUUUACCAACGUCACCGGUGGACAGGUCGUCGAGGCUGUGAGCGAUGGUACCAAUGUUACAAUUUUGAGCGGACUUCUUGCAGAAUCUAAAGUUGUGGCAGCUAACCUCAACUUCACCGGCGGAACCGUCCACGUAAUUGAUAAAGUUCUCACUAUUCCUCAAGCCGCCGGUGCCACCGCUGUUACUGCCGGCCUCACAAACCUCGUCGGAGCUCUUACCCGAGCUGAUCUCGUCAACGCUGUUCAAGGUCUCAGCGACGUUACCAUCUUUGCACCGAGUAACGCUGCCUUUGACGCUAUUGGAUCCGCAACUGCCAACCUCUCUGUCGCAGACCUCGCAGGCAUCCUAACCUACCACGUGGUGAACGGUACUGUCGGAUACAGUUCUGCUCUUACCAACACCUCAUUGACUGCUUUGAACGGUGGCAGCAUCGAUAUUCGUAUCGAGGGUGAGAAUGUGUUCGUCAACUCCGCAAAGGUUGUCACUCCAAAUGUUUUGAUUGCCAAUGGUGUUGUCCAUGUUAUUGACAAUGUCCUCAACCCUAACCCCGCCUCCGGUAGCGCUACAUCCACCGGUGUUGCAUUCCCUGGCGCCACAUCCGUGAGCAGUACCGUCUUCACUGAGGCUCCAACCCCAUCUACCACUCUUGCGGGUGCUGGUGCUACCCCAACCUCAUCCGGAGCUGCUUCUUCAUCGUUGUCUGCUGGCGCUGCGGGUCGGGCUUUCCCUACUGGUGCAAUUGAGAUGGCUGCUUUGUUGGGUGGUGCUGGUGUUUUGAUGAACUUGUAA